AAAAGCGCACGCAGUUAUCUCCUCCUCUGAGCAAGAAUUUCAUGUUUACAAUACAACCAGCAUUUACAAUGUUUAAUACCUUCCUACACUGCCCAAUCACGAGCACCGUGUUUAGAUAACUGCAUUUUUCCACAACUUGGAUAUAUAAUCUAAUUUUGUUGAAGAGAGAUACUCAAAGCCAGGAUGGAUCCAGAUUCUCAAGGAGGUGGAGAUGAAGGUUUUGCAGAUGGAGAAGUGAAUGAUGAUGAGGCCAUGGAUGUGGCACAAGCCAACAAUGAGUCAGAUGAUGAGGUCUUGCAGGGACCAAGAGCCUCCGUCUAUUUCUGUGACCUUGAACCAGAUAAACAAGGUCAUGAUAUUCCCAAAGAAGAGGUGGAACUCAUGAUGAAGGCGGAGCCAUACCAAAGAAAGAUUGACACUUGUCACCUGUGCGGCAAAUGCUGGUUUGACAACCAGUUCAGCCCGGACUGCAGGGAGUGUGGUGGCUUCGGCCUCACCAGGUCCUGCCCCAUCUGUCUCGGACGCUGUAAUGUCAUCUGGAAACGAAAUGUCAAAAUGUCUCACAGUUAUCAUGAAGCUUACUGGGAUGGAGCCUGCGGACUCCCUGCCCACCUACAGCGGCCGUACCAGAUUGAGCGGUUCACCGACUCAUCGGAGGAUGGCCUCUCACAAUGCCUUCAGGAUCUCUCCACAAACUAAACACUCACACACACUCUGCCAUAGUAUCGUCUUCUAACUAAUGUCAGGCCUUCCCUUUUUUUUUAAUCCCCCGUUUUGAUGGAUGUGAAUUGAAUUGAAUGAGAAUUGGAAAAUGGAUGGACAGUUGAACUAUUGUAAGAGAAAAAGUUUUGUGGCCCUUGCCGAUGGAAUGUUAUCAUCUGGUGCGUGCGCUGUGCCUGCUGUUUCUGUCGUAUAUUUUCCAAACCCAUGCGAGAGGACUACCAAAAGUUCUCCCAAAAUGAGGCAGAAACACUUCCACACUGGCCAUGCUUAACAUUUCUAUUAAUUCUUUGGGCCAAUGAUUGUUUUUUGGAUGUCUAAUAACAGUACUUUUUCCAUCUGUCGACUGAGUGGAGCUGCUGAGAAGUGUAGGAUAGACUGGCUUGUUCCUGUCACAGUCACUCUCAGCUGCGACAUUGAUUGACACUGCGUGUUGAAUGACUGGAAGUAAAGAUGCCUGCUUUUUUUUCCUGCUUAUUGCUGUGGAUUUCCAAAAGUAUUGGAUGAUCCCGUCUUUCCGUUCCUAUUCUGACAGUAUGUUUAUAUUGUUUCAUGGGCCUGGUAUCAACAUGUCUUUUCGUGUGGUUUCCAGAAAGGUUAAGCAGUCUCGCAAUUUCUAGGUGUAGUCCUCAAGGGGGUUACUUGACUUUUGAUGAAAUUCUGGAGACUGGUUCUCUUUACUAUAGAAUUAUGAUAUUCAAGGAUGUCUAACAGUGGCAGAAGAGCAACUUCUUGGGUACUUACUUGGCGCAGCUGUGAUAUUUGUGUGGCCAUUCAGGCAAACCCUUUACUUGUCACAGUGUACAGUUCCUUCCUACCAGAGAGCUAAAUUUGGUAAAACCAAUGUGGUCUAAGGCUAGAUAUACUCUAAGUGUAACUGUCAUAGCUUCAAAAUUGAAAAAGUAUAGCCAUCGACAAUGCUGUAGUUCAGGGGUCUCUGAGUAGCAGAUGAUGCGCCCCCUUCUUGGCAUCAAAGUUUAGUAUUAGUGCACCAUGCACAUUUUUCUCACUUUCAACUUUUUUCCCCCAAGGAUUUUUCUGUGAAUAAAGGUUAUGGAGAUUAGAUCAGUAGAUCAUUUGCCCUUUAAAGAAAUAACUUGAAACCUUUUUUUCUUUUCUUUUCUUCUCUUUCUCUUUUCUUUUUUUUUUUUGAGGAAUAUUUGAUGUGGCCCAGGCUUAUCGUAACUCUACUUCCAGCGGCCUCUUCCUAGGUAGUUCGAGUUUGAGACCACUGCUGUCGUUUUUUUCUUUAGGUGUUUUGUUAUUUUUAAUCAGGUUAGCACAAAACAGUGACAGUGUGAAGGGUUUUCCAGAAUAGCCAUACAUUUGGAAGAAGUAAUUGAGUCCAUUGUUUGUCGAACAAGCAAGUUUGUUGGUGUAUCUUGUAAUAUAAAAUGAACGACACUCAUGUUUUGUGUAAAGAAUUUUUUUCCCAUAUCCUUUAUAUCAAUUAUGCAAAGUAAUUAGUGUUUGCGCUGGCUUCAGCAAGAUAUGCUAUGCUUGUCACUUCCAGCUUAAGUCAAUAUCACACUGUGUAUUUUAUUAAUUGUAUUGCUUCAAAGGACUAGCUCUUCGACCUUCUAAUGCUUUUUCGUACAUUUAAAAAAGUUUUGUCAAGCAUUAGUUUUGGGGUUUUUUUUCUCAUUUGAAUCCUCAAUAAUGGAUGGGCAACAUCUUGUUGGGGGCCCCCUCCUCAUGACUCACGACUGAAUGAAAGUGAUGACAGGGAUGUGUUUUUUAGAAGUUUUUCGGGUCAAGCAGCAGAUGCGACAUAAUACAAAUCAGCAUUACACAUGAUCCCUGCUUGAAACUGAGUGUGUCUGAGUUUUUUUUGUGGGUUUUUUUUGUGUGUGUGUAUUUUUUUUCAUUUAAGUUUUUGCAGUUUUUUGGGGGUUUUUAAGGCCAUGUGAUAGAAUGUUCUAUUUUUUGGGGUCAGUUUAUGUUUUUGAAUAUUUUAAGGAUUUUUGUUAUUUCUUUGUUUUAUUUGAAUCACAGCUUCUGUGUUUAUACUGUUGGUUUUGUCAUAAUAUGGUGUUUUCUUCACUUUUGAUGGAUUUAUUUAUUUGUUUUCUUCGUAAUGAGAAGACAGCCUGGCAGCAGGGACACAAGAAGGUAGCAUGUUUUUCUACAACUGUUUAAAAAUGACAAUGGUCAGGCCUUAGAGAGUACAGUGUUAGAGGGCCGUACUUAGGACAGCUGAUUUUUUAAAAAUUUUGUUGUUUUAAAAAAAAAUACUAUUUAGAAGAAUCACAACCCAAAUACAUACAUGUUGGGAGGCUAGUUUUCUUUUUUAUAAAAGUGUACUGACUUUGAUAUACUUUGUAUGUAUGGAAAGAUCAAUUAUGUCAUUCAGGUUUUUUGGAAUAGUUUUCCUAUUAGGUUUUAUUACAUAUACAGAAAAGUGAAGUUACAUAGUACUGAUUGAUGACGUCUUCCAGAGACUAAGUAGAUGGUCAGUCUGUCAGUUGACCGUAUGAAGGUCAAACUGUGUAUUCUUGCAUUGUACUUGUACAUCCUCAUACCUGACAGGCUUCUCAAGAAAUUAAAGUUGUCACUGUGCUGAACCCAGUUCA
Aplysia californica (California sea hare) is the source of this 3293-nucleotide messenger RNA. RefSeq names its product protein pinocchio. The record is from RefSeq and is a predicted model, not a curated record. The coding region runs from base 184 to 699 and encodes 171 amino acids. NCBI's taxonomy places the organism in Eukaryota, Metazoa, Mollusca, Gastropoda, Aplysiida, Aplysiidae. The transcript has 5 exons.